This is a messenger RNA of Beauveria bassiana ARSEF 2860, 846 nucleotides long. RefSeq names its product FRG1-like family protein. The coding region runs from base 1 to 846 and encodes 281 amino acids. Gene Ontology annotation, cellular component: nucleolus; catalytic step 2 spliceosome; striated muscle dense body. The transcript is spliced from 2 exons. Lineage: Eukaryota; Fungi; Ascomycota; Sordariomycetes; Hypocreales; Cordycipitaceae. Gene Ontology annotation, molecular function: actin filament binding. The record is from RefSeq and is a predicted model, not a curated record.
AUGGUCAAGCCACUGUCCUUCAAGGGCGACAAGCCAAAGAAGCGCAAGCGCACGCGCGCCGUUGACGGCGCCGACGACGCCGGCGCAGGCUCCUCGUCGAGCAAGCAGCUGCGCAAGACCGACAACGACGACAACAACAAAGGAGAUGAUGAGCCCCCCGCCGACGACGACACCUGGGUCGCGGCCGACGCGCCGUCCGACGUCUCCGGGCCCGUCAUGUUUGUGCUGCCGACGGAGCCGGCGGCGGCGCUGGCUUGCGACGCGAGCGGCAAGGUCUUUACCAUUGCCAUUGAGAACAUUGUCGACGCGAACCCGGCGACUGCUGAACCGCACGACGUUCGCCAGGUCUGGGUCGCGAACCGCAUCGCGGGCACGGAGCAUUUCCGCUUCAAGGGACAUCAUGGGAGAUACCUCGCGUGCGACAAGAUUGGCCUGCUCUCGGCGCAUUCAGAAGCCGUCUCGCCCCUCGAAACCUUUAGCCUCGUCGCCACCGCCGACACGCCCGGUACGUUUCAGGUGCAGACUCUGCGCGAUACGUUUCUUUCUGUAAAGUCUACUACUACGCGGGCUUCGGCGCGCGACGACGAGGUACGCGGCGACGCCGACGCCAUCUCCUUUGCCACGACGCUGCGCAUCCGCAUGCAGGCGCGCUUCAAGCCAAAGCUCAAGGCGUCCAAGGAGGAAAAGGCGCUCGCCAAGAUUAGCCGGCGCGAGCUCGAGGACGCAGUCGGGCGGCGGCUCAACGAUGACGAGGUCAAGAAGCUGAAGCGGGCGCGCCGCGAGGGCAACUAUCACGAGACGCUGCUUGACAUAAAGGUCAAGAGCAAGCACGACAAGUUUAGCUAA